Cuscuta campestris is the source of this 835-nucleotide messenger RNA. The record is from the annotation of a GenBank genome assembly. Lineage: Eukaryota; Viridiplantae; Streptophyta; Magnoliopsida; Solanales; Convolvulaceae.
ACCACAUGUUACUAAUUGUUUAGUUUCCACCUGUUAGAGCUAUUACAAACCACAAGAUCCCUGAAACUCAGAUCCCUGAAAGUGAGUCCCAAUCCCAAGGGAUGAACACUGAAAAUCCGAGGAUUGAGGGCAGAGAGAAUCAAAAUUUGGACGCUUCAGGCACAGAGGAGGGGGAGGGUGAGUCGGAUGACAUUGGAUCUGACUCCAAUCCUCUUCCAAACGUCGGCUGGGUCAUUGCCGACAGUGAGUAUGAGGAAAGCAAGUUGGAGGAUGAGCCAAUGCAAGGAUUUGGAAGUGAAUUUGAUGAAGACCAGUUCGUAGAGGAGGAGGAGGACAGAAACGAACUGUCUGAUGCUGAGAUGGGCAGCCACUCCAAUGCCAUUGGCACAGGGGUUGGCGUGGUCCAGAGAUUUCCAGGCUUGUUGUCCUACCGAGACUACAAAAUUCUCCUCUCUGUUUGGGAGAGGAGGAAGAGCAGUGUGAGGCGGCGCGCGGAGCAGCGGUGUGAGGCGGAGCAGCGAUGAGAGGCGGAGCAUCAGUGUGAGGCGGAGCAGCGGUGUGAGACGGAGCAUCGGUGUGAGGCGGAGCAGCGGUGUGAGUAUGAGGCAUGUGAGAUGAAUAAUGGGAAGGAGCUGCAGUUUUUUUUGGGUGGAGUUUCUAAUUUUAGAAGGGUUGGAUAUUUAUAGGCUAUGGCCUUUUGGUGGACUUUAUGUUUGUAUUUGGAGGGAAAUGUUUAGAAAUUUCCCUCAUAUUUGUAAAAUGUUUUCAGUUUUGAUUUUGAGACCAGUGCCAAAAAUUUGCAGUAGUUGCAUUCGAACAAAGCAAUGGUUUUUGG